GGCGACUCUUCACAUAAUGGCGGAUGAUGCAGGUCAGCCCCUGCGCGCAUCAGGCGAGCUUCAGAAGCAGCUGCUUGCUCAGGAGAUCGUCAAAUUGCGGAGAGAAGUCGCUUUGCUCCGAGCCUCUUCCGUCCCACCCGAGGCCUCCAAGCAUGACGAAGAGGCGGUCAAAAAGCUGCGAGAAGAGAUCGAGACACUGCAAUCAUUGAAAGAGCAAACUAUCAAGAAUGCAAACGUUCAAAAAGCAGUCUUGAACAAGGAGAUUUUGACUCUGCGAUCAGAAUUGCAGGCAAUCAAGGAAGAAAAUGGAUUUCAUGAUUUGGAUCUUAACGAGAUGAGAGCUAUGGAGGCGCCAGAGACCCAAAAAGAAAUUGCAAAUUCACUUUUUCAACGAAAACUCUUCGAAGAAAACUUUACAAGAGUGAUACGAGAUCUGCGCAAGGAGCUUGAGCAGAACGAUCUAAAGAAGCUUUCACAAACCUACCUUGCGUCCAAUAUUCAGACUACAAUUCAGAUUAGCAAUGAGCGUAUUGAAAAGGUGAUGGAAGAAGCAGCUCAAGUUCCUGUGGAAAGCCGACUGCAUGUUGAAGCACUUCGUAUUCUCAUGGAAAAUGCAAAACUGCGAAAGGUUCUGAAUGAUUAUUCGUCUGGAGUGCUGCGUAAUACCAUGGUGAAGAUGAAGGAGGGGGAAACAUCACAGAGCUUUGGUUCUCUUCUUGGCUUAUGAUGACCUAAACAUUUAUUCAUCUUGUACGAGCAAGAAGUUCUUGGACGAAGUGAGAAUGUGUCCUUUCAUGAUGACCAAACAACUCUAGACUACCUUCACCUUCAGCAGCACCUCCUCCGCUUUCGCUCGAAGCACUCCCCAAAGUUGUUUCAGCUUCAUCUGCGCUUUAGACCAUGGAGUUGGAGGAGAUACUUUCGAUAAGGAUUCCGCAAGUUUCUCAUAAACAACCUGAUUAUUCUGAAGGACUGCCUCAAGGUCCUCAGGUGAUAAGAUAAGCUCGGUCUGCUUCAAGGCAUCUUGAACUACUUUCUUGUCCAGUCUCCCUUGUCCAUCCGUGUCAAUCUUGCGGAAGAAAUCGAGCCACUCAUCCUUCACUCGCACGGAUCUUUCAUUCUCCAUUCUCAUCGCCCAGAGAUCUGCCCACAACUGCACAGUAAUUCUCCUUGCGCGGGAAGGAUCGGUCUUGACCGCAGUGCUGUACAAUUCUGCAGCACCUGCAAAAUCAUCGCGAACCGUGGAAAGAAAACAUGCGUAGCCACAAAGAGCAUCGACGUCUUUUGGAUUGACUGCCAGGACCUGCUUGUAUCUUUCCUCCUGCUCCGUCCUUCCGAGCCUUUCUGAUCGACCAGGAUUCUUAUCCAUAGCCUGACGGAACUUGCUGCUCCAGUUUACUUUCUUGUUUUGUUUCUCAAUCCCGUCGUCAGCUUGCAUUCUCAAAGGCAUGGUUCUUGGGGUAGCAAUAACAUAGCCCAAGGAGCCCCAGGAAGGAGGGCAAGCGCUGCUCGCCGCCAGCAUCAAGUGGAACCU
Messenger RNA from Guillardia theta CCMP2712, 1534 nucleotides. RefSeq lists its product as hypothetical. The record is from RefSeq and is a predicted model, not a curated record. NCBI's taxonomy places the organism in Eukaryota, Cryptophyceae, Pyrenomonadales, Geminigeraceae. The transcript has 20 exons. Bases 17 to 727 code for a protein of 236 amino acids.